Molecule: messenger RNA, 764 nt
Organism: Cinclus cinclus
Lineage: Eukaryota; Metazoa; Chordata; Aves; Passeriformes; Cinclidae
Gene: PFDN4
Product: prefoldin subunit 4
Exons: 4
Coding region: 186-593 (135 amino acids)
Biological process (GO): protein folding
Cellular component (GO): cytoplasm; prefoldin complex
Source: RefSeq, a predicted model, not a curated record
CCUGCCAUUCCUGCCGUGUCCGGAGGCCUCCGGGGCCAUCUCGCCGCGCUCGGAGAGGUGCGAAGAGAGAAAAUCCAGAUUUUCACGGGACUUGGGCCGUUUCUUGCAGUUUUUCUUCGUGUUUCUUCUUUUCCCCGUGCCCGCGGCUCCUCCUCUGCGCGGAGGGCGGAUGGUUCGGCGGCAACAUGGCCGCCACCAUGAAGAAGGCGGCUGCAGAAGACGUCAAUGUUACUUUUGAAGAUCAACAGAAAAUUAACAAGUUUGCAAGAAAUACCAGCAGGAUCACAGAGCUGAAAGAAGAAAUAGAAGUGAAAAAGAAACAGCUGCAGAACCUGGAGGAUGCCUGUGAUGACAUCAUGCUGCUGGAUGAUGCUGAUUCCCACCUGAUUCCCUACCAGAUUGGGGAUGUCUUCAUCAGUCAUUCCCUGGAGGAGACACAGGAGAUGCUGGAGGAGGCAAAGAGGAGUUUACAAGAGGAAAUUGAAGCGUUGGAAUCCCGAGUGGAGUCGAUCCAGAGGGUGUUGUCUGACCUCAAAGUUCAGCUCUAUGCAAAGUUUGGAAAUAACAUAAACCUGGAGGCUGAGGACAGUUAAAGCUUUUCUAAAUGCAACACCCAACUUCUCCUUAGGUUAUUAAAUGUUUUGAUAACAUUGCUGCAAUUACAUUUGAGAAAAGAAAAUCCAUCCCUUUCCUUUUUGUUGGUUUGGUGGUUUUUUUUUUUUACUUUCCUGUAAAGUUCUAUAUAUUUAAUAAGAACUUUCUUA